Molecule: messenger RNA, 609 nt
Organism: Fomitopsis serialis
Lineage: Eukaryota; Fungi; Basidiomycota; Agaricomycetes; Polyporales; Fomitopsidaceae
Exons: 2
Coding region: 146-553 (135 amino acids)
Source: RefSeq, a predicted model, not a curated record
GGACCAGACAUUUGAAUAGAGAAACUUUCAAUUUGCCGCAGAUACAGCAGACAACAUCUGCGAAUCAAUAAAGUAACAUGAGCCGUUUCGGCGCCCCUGCUGGGACUUGAUAAAGGUCAAUACGGACGAUAGCCAACGAACAAACAUGAUGUACUUCACCAGCGCCAACUACACUGCCCUCCUCAUUGCCAGCAGUUUCUUCUCCAUCCUCGAUAUCCUCGCCUCGUUCCCCUUCACCCGCGCGUCCAUCUCCUGCUCGACGCUCCGCACGCCCUGCAUCGCCGCAUGUAGCUUCUCCUUUGCCCGGCGCAUCUCUCCCUCGGGCACCGACCCCGACCCCGACCCCAAGCCCAGCGUGCGCCGAACGCGGUCGACGUGCGUCUGGAGGUCAGACACUUUCGCCGCGAGGUCGUCCGCGGGAUCCGGCCUGGCCGAAACGCGGUCUUUUGUCGUUGGCGCGGUCCAUGGCGGUUCGACCAGGUCGAGCACGAGGAAGCGCAGGUGUUUCGGACGUGGCGCUUGGUCUGUAUCUGGGUCAUCGCGGCGCGGGUGACUGUAUGCGGGGGCCUUCCCCUUAUCCUUCGCUCCCCAAUCCCUAGCGCGAGCGCU